This is a messenger RNA of Penicillium nucicola, 1101 nucleotides long. RefSeq names its product NAD(P)-dependent alcohol dehydrogenase. NCBI's taxonomy places the organism in Eukaryota, Fungi, Ascomycota, Eurotiomycetes, Eurotiales, Aspergillaceae. Gene Ontology annotation, molecular function: zinc ion binding; alcohol dehydrogenase (NADP+) activity. Gene Ontology annotation, biological process: alcohol metabolic process. The record is from RefSeq and is a predicted model, not a curated record. The coding region runs from base 1 to 1101 and encodes 366 amino acids. The transcript has a single exon.
AUGCCCGACACAUUCAAAGGCUGGGUUUCAACCUCGGCCAAAACACCUCUAACCUACACAACCUACACCCCCAAACCCUUCGAACCAACCGAUAUCGAAAUAACCAUUACCCACUGCGGAAUCUGCGGCACAGACAUCCACACCCUAUCCUCCGGCUGGGGCCCCACCGACUAUCCCUGCGUAGCAGGCCACGAAAUAAUCGGACUAGUACGACGCAUCGGCACCCAAGUGCCUACACACCCGACGAACCCCUCAAUCCGAGACAUCCAGAUCGGCGAGCGCGUCGGCAUCGGCGCGCAAAGCAGCAGCUGCCUCAAAGCGGACUGCGAAGCCUGCGCCGCCGGCCAAGAAAGCUACUGCGCGCGCAUGACGGGCACCUACAACGGGCGGUAUCUCGACAGCGCGCGCAGCAAGUCCUACGGCGGGUUCGGGGAGGCGUGGCGCGGGCCGGCGCAUUUCGUGUUCCGGAUCCCGGAUGCGCUGCCCAGCCAUCUGGCUGCGCCGUUGCUGUGUGCCGGCGUGACGGUUUAUGCGCCGUUGAGGAAGUACGGCGUUGGGCCUGGGAAGACGGUGGGCGUUAUUGGGAUUGGGGGGCUGGGGCAUUUGGGGAUUCAGUUUGCCAGGGCGCUUGGGGCGGACUCUGUUGUGGGCAUUUCGAGGUCGAGGUCUAAGAUGGUUGAGGCGGGGAAGUUGGGUGCCGGCGGGUUCAUUGCGACUGGGGAGGAGAAGGGGUGGGAGAGGGCUUGGUCGAGGAAGAUUGAUGUGUUGCUUUGUACGGUCUCGGCGCAUGAUAUGCCUUUGGCGGGGUAUUUGAGGCUGCUUAAGCGGGAUGGGGUUUUCGUGCAAGUUGGAGCUCCAGAGGAGGCUUUGCCGCCGCUUAUGGCUUGGUCGCUUAUUUCUAAGGGGGUUAAGGUUACUGGGUCGAAUAUUGGGUCGCCGGGUGAUGUUCGUGAUAUGUUGGCUUUGGCGGCGGCUAAGGGGGUUGUGCCUUGGGUUGAGAGAAGGCCUAUGAGGGAUGUUAAUCGGGCUUUGGAGGAUAUGCAUGAGGGGAAGGCGAGGUUUCGAUAUGUUUUGGAGAAUGGGGAGGUGGCGAAGUUAUAG